UAGGAGUUUGCAGCUGCAGGGCCACACGGGUCUCUGGAAGACAGGGUGCUGAACGACCAUGUUAUCAACAACCUGAUGGCUGAACAGGACACCCUCACACAAGAGAUGGCAGAGAUCAACAUCCUGAAGGAAGAGGCCAUCAAGAAGCAGGAGGAUCUCUUGGAGGAGAAUGAGGAGCUGAAACAUGAACUCAGCCUCAAGAAAUGUCUUGACCAGGAGAAUGAGGAGCUGAAACAUGAACUCAGCCUCAAGAAAUGUCUUGACCAGGAGAACGAGGAGCUGAAAGAGAAGAUCAAAACCAGCCAGGAAGCGUUCAUUGCUGAGCUCCAGCUAGCAAAACAGAACCACAUCCUCCUCCAACAGCACUAUCAGGCUCUAAGAGUUGCAUACCAGAAGCUCGGUGAGACGUACCAAACACAGGUCGUCACUGUAAGAAAUCAGGCUGUAAACCUUCAAAACCAGCUGAAGAAGCAAGUCCAGUCAAAUGCAAACAGGAAGAGGGAAGACCAGUGGCUCAUCAGGAAGUUAAAAACUGACCUGAAAGCCCUCAGAGGAAAAACAACAGUGACCAUUAUCUCCCAGAAAAAAUACUUCUUGAAGAUUAUAGAGGGGCUGAGCAAUCAGCUCAACUCUCUGAGAGAAAUUCGAGAGAAAUAUGACGACCUGAAAGAGGAAUACAAUAUCAGACAGGAGGAGUUCAACGCUGAGCUUCAGCUAGAAAAACAAAAAAAUGUGCUUCUCCAAGAGGAUCACGAGAGCCUCAGAGAGUCGUACAUAGAGCUCAGUAAAAAAUAUGAAGCCGUGAUCAUUACUCUCCAACAGUGGGCUGAAGAGGUCAGUCAGCAGGGACUAGCCAUCCAAGUCCAGGAUAAGCCAGAGGACUCAGAGAUCAACAGUACUGAGACCGCAACGACCCUCACGCCCCAGGAAGAGCCUGAAGCAGUGACUCCAGUCAGUGAGACAGAGACUCCAGUCAGUGAGACAGAGACUCCAGCCACUGAGACAGAGACUCCAGUCAGUGAGACAGCGACUCCAGCCACUGAGACAGAGACUCCAGACACUGAGACAGAGACUCCAGACACUGAGACAGUGACUCCAGUCAGUGAGACAGCGACUCCAGCCACUGAGACAGCGUCUCCGGCCACUGAGACAGAGACUCCAGCCACUGAGAUAGAGACUCCAGUCAGUGAGACAGCGACUCCAGCCACCGAGACAGCGACCCCAGCCAAACCGUUCUGGAAAAGGGUCAGACAUCUUCUGGGUUUGAGGAAGCCAAAGUCCUGGAAGAAGAAGGAGCAGAAGCCUACAUCAACUCUUCACUCCCAUCGCCCCCCAUAACCCUUCCCUUCCUGUGUGGGUUUUCCCCGGGUAACUCUGGUUCCCACACAUAAAUGCAACUA
This is a messenger RNA of Notolabrus celidotus (New Zealand spotty), 1400 nucleotides long. Its product is annotated as myb-like protein X. The record is from RefSeq and is a predicted model, not a curated record. The transcript is spliced from 2 exons. NCBI's taxonomy places the organism in Eukaryota, Metazoa, Chordata, Actinopteri, Labriformes, Labridae. Bases 76 to 1338 code for a protein of 420 amino acids.